ACCAAACAAUGCGCAAUUCUGGUAAUUCGUAUUAAGUAAUCGUUAUUAUAAUCUGGUAGAAGAGUGUUUUAAAUUUAAGCUAGAAUAAAAGAAAGUUGCAAGGCUUUUUUUAUUUCCCAAUCCAUUUUAGAAGUUGAUGUAUUGCUGCAGUUUCUGCGUAUCUUGGACGAAUGUGCUUUUCUUAACGCAUCAUACUUUCCAAUAACCAAGUUGCGAUUGCUUUGUCAGAUUAUUGAAAUUAGAAACAAACUUUUGCUCUCGUAAAUUAUAAUUUAAAGAGCCGUAUCUUUAUUUCUUUAGAAAAUUGCAACGAAAAAAAGAAGAAUGUAACUUCAAGGAAUAUAAAAGGCAACAAAAAUAGUUUUUACAAUACUAUGAGCUCGAUUAUGCCAACCAUACAGUCAGAAAAAGUGAAAUGUCUAUUUGUUUUUGGUAUUACGUUGCACAACAGCCAAAAGUUUGAGGCAAAUGAAAAUAAAAUUGAGAAUCGGUACGUAUGUAACCUUGCGCGCAUGCGAUGAAAUGAUUAUACUGAAUUAUCCUUCUGUUUCCUAUUAUUUCUGUGUUUUUUUUUUGUAUUUUAGUCACGUUAUAUGCGAUAAUAAAGAAAUUUGUUCAACACUCCAACCUCAAAUUGUCAAAUAUCGUUCCAAUUUUCACAAAGCAUACGGAGAUGUCUCCUUCAGCAAUAUCCCUCUGUGAUUUCUCUGAACGAUCAGUUUUCUAUUAUUUCAUCUUUAUCAAACCACCAUCGGUGGGACUGGCCUGCUAGUUCCUCACAAUUGAAGUAUGAACAACGGUUUUCCACAUCUAUGAAGUACUAUCCCGGGUCACCAAGAAACCGGAUCAUACAAGCAUGGUGUUACAGAAAUGACCCAGGAAAUAUAAUUGACGCGUGCCUGAACAAUUUGUUCGGUUCCAAAUGCGAAAUUCCGUAUUCAAAAAAGAGGUCUGGAGAACCUUAUCGGAAACGAUAUCCUGUUGCAGUAAGGUCAAAACAAGCGGCAACUAUAACACCAGCCAUUUAUCCAAACUUGGCAGAUGAUUACGGAACAAAUCUUUAUAAAUAUUUCUGUGGUGAAUUAUUCCGUCAUAACCGUCUUCACUGGAGAUUAAGAAACGAAAAUAAACAAGUUGUUGCUAUGGGUGGUUACAACAGCUACAGUGGAGACUUUAUGAAUUAUGAAUACGUUCAUGUUACUGCGGUAAAAACGGAAACGACACCGAUAAUUACAUGCCAAUGUAAAAUCUUUAGUACGUUGCAAGCCUCAAUCGAUGUUGAUCAUGGAAAUUAUGCAAAUGCGAGAGAGAGGGUCACGUGUUGCCAUUGUCGCUUAAUGAAGGAAUUAAUGAUAUUUGUAGAUUUUGACGGUUUAAACGAAUCAGAGAUUAUUCCAGAACAUAUUAACAAACAGAUUGUUCUGGAAGCUCUUGAAUGUACGAACGAUCAAGUCAUUUCACUUCCCGCCAAAACAGGCGUUAAACGAUUUUCUAUUGUUGCAGAUCAAGUUGAAUUUGUUACAGUGUGUAAUGUUGACAAGACUCACAAACAAAUCGCAACAUGUCACUCAACUCAAUGUCGUUUAUCAAAGAACCAAUCAACAAAACGAAAUGUAAGAAAUUUAACUGAUUGUUCAUCACUUUGUCAACAUCUUAAAUUGCUAAAAGAAAGUUUUGACGAAGUGCCAACGAGGAUGGAGAUGGAUAUCGAGGUUGAUGAUGGUAACUAUGGUGAUAGCAGUGAUGAAGAUGAUACUUUACCCUCUGAAAAGUGGGAAGAUAUAUUUGAUGUUGCAUGUGGGUUAUGGACCUUUGGCAAGAAUUGUCCUUCUACUCAAAUUGUUGAUUCCAAUCCAGAUUCAAACAACUUAAGUAUACAAUUCUAUCAACGAAGUAGAAUAGAUAUUAAAGAACCAGAAACUUUCCCAUUGUUCGUUCCUAGUGCUAAUGGAACGUGUACUUGCCAGGCCGGAUGGACGUCUGACGAAAAUCCAGAUGGUCUAUUGGAAGAAGUCGGAAAGACUACGCUGUUUUUAAACUUAGGUAAAAGAUUAUCAAUUUUGAGAAGCCCUUUUCCAAAACGAAGCCAUUUUCCAUCAAAAUAG
Hydractinia symbiolongicarpus is the source of this 2105-nucleotide messenger RNA. RefSeq lists its product as uncharacterized. Bases 813 to 2105 code for a protein of 430 amino acids. NCBI's taxonomy places the organism in Eukaryota, Metazoa, Cnidaria, Hydrozoa, Anthoathecata, Hydractiniidae. The transcript has 5 exons. The record is from RefSeq and is a predicted model, not a curated record.